AUGCCGCCUCGUAAAAACUUGGGAGACUUGGUGGCUCACUGGGAAGUGGCAUUGAGUGAUGGUGUUCAUAAGAUUGAGUUUGAACAUGGAACGACAUCGGGUAAAAGAGUGGUUUAUAUUGAUGGAAAAACCAUGAUCAACCAAUCUGCCAAUAGUCUACUGCAAUAUGAAUCAUCUUGUGGAACAAUGGAAGUUUACAGAAAAGAAUGGAUGUUCAAGCUUGUUGGAUUCCAAGAUUUUGUGGUUGGGAAACAAAAAAUUAAAGGCAGAAUUAGCAUUGAUGCUUGCAGUGGAUUUGCUUAUGAAUAUACUUUAACUAUUGAAGGAAAGAGCUUAAAGAAAUUUCUGGAAAACAAGAGCAAGACCAGUAAAGCAUGGGCACUGCAUAUUGGUGGUGUGGAAACAAGAAUAGUUUUUGAAAAAGACACAUUGGAUGUGUGGGUAAAUGGAGAGAAGAUGGAAACAGCAGGAGAAUUUACAGAUGAUGGCACUGAAACACAUUUUGAAGUUGACAAACAUGCAUGCUUUAUUCAGGCAGUGACAAGUGGAAAAAGAAGAGAAGGAAUAGUACAUUCAUUAUAUGUAGACAAUAGGAUAAUUCCUGAUUAA
Messenger RNA from Styela clava, 609 nucleotides. The record is from RefSeq and is a predicted model, not a curated record. Lineage: Eukaryota; Metazoa; Chordata; Ascidiacea; Stolidobranchia; Styelidae.